This is a messenger RNA of Oldenlandia corymbosa var. corymbosa, 288 nucleotides long. The record is from the annotation of a GenBank genome assembly. Lineage: Eukaryota; Viridiplantae; Streptophyta; Magnoliopsida; Gentianales; Rubiaceae.
AUGGAAGGAAAGGUAGGAAAGCAAACACAGAUAUGGCAAACUUGCAGGAGACAAUGGACAGAGCUGGAGACAAAUAGGCUGGAGCAUGGUCCGAAGACCAGGAUGAUUCCUGGAGGUAGCAACAAUGAGGAUGAAGAGGAUGUGGAAGAUAUUAAUGUUGGAGAAGAUGAUAUUAUGAUGGAUGACGUGCUCGAUGCUGAUGAUAACAGCAGGAGAGUUGACGAAACAACAAAAACUGAAACUGGCGAUGGGAGUCCACAACCUGAGAAUGAGAUGAAGGACCAGUAG